CCAUUUUGGUCGAAUUACAUUUUAAAUUUCAGUGCGCGCUCCUGGUCCGAACGAUAGAGCCGGAGGAACUGAUAACCCGCUUCACCAUUAACAAUCCGUCUCCACGCUACUAAUAAAUCCCUGGGAAAAUAGCACAAUGUCCGAAGAGAAGCCAAAGGAAGGAGUGAAGACGGAAAAUGACCAUAUUAACCUCAAGGUAGCUGGUCAGGAUGGGUCGGUCGUACAGUUCAAAAUAAAAAGGCAUACUCCGCUCAGCAAACUAAUGAAGGCAUACUGCGAAAGACAGGGAUUGUCAAGUCGUCAGAUAAGGUUUAGGUUCGAUGGGCAGCCAAUUAAUGAAACGGACACACCUGCACAGCUGGAGAUGGAGGAUGAGGACACUAUUGAUGUAUUUCAACAACAGACAGGAGGAGUCUUUUCUUAAGUGGGAUGUGGAUUCUACCCUUUGAAGAACAUCCACACCAUUAUUUUCAUGUUGUCCUCUGUUUAUUUCUGUUUAUCUUUUAUAACGCGCCCCCCCCCCGCUUGGCUAAAUGUCAAGCUGUUAAUAACAUAAAAGAAAGUAGCAGAGGUUUUUCAUUUGGGGCCAUAUCCAAACGUUGAGAUGCAGGGUACUUUUUUAAAAUGUGUUUUAUCCACAUAACUGGUAGAUUUGAAAUUGUCCAAGGCAGGGACAAGUCUCAGAUCAGAUAUGGCUCGUAAUGAAAAACCCAUUACGUUCUUUCGAUAUUGAGAUUCUCUUGCAUGUCUCAUAAACCAUAAGCUGAACUACAUGCCAACCACCACCCCCCCCUUAAGUUUUCCAGAUUGUUUGUAAGCAUUCAAAUUCAGGAUGGGCUCCCACUAUUUUUAAUUCAUAGGAAAACUGCUGGAUGGGAGCCCGUGGUUUCUCUCCAUAGAUGGGGAAAGACGUUCUGACAUUCUUCAUGUAUAAAACUUUGGUAAUAGUUUUUUUUUUUUUUUUUUUAAAGAACAUUCAAAAUCAUUUGAUGUAUCCAUGUUGAUUUUACCUUCAAAAUUUGCUAAUAAAUUCUUGUGCAGAGAAAGAUCCACAUGGAUGGUUUACCUCAAUACUGAUGCCCUCAAAGCAGAUUUAACUAAAAGUGCAGUAAUGUUUCUGGACCAAAAAGCUGAAUGAAUAAUGCUCUUUUUUUAAAAGGGUUUGGUUAAUAUAUAAAAUGUAGAUGUAAAGGGUUACUGUGACUGUAAUAGCGGUCUUUGUUAUGACACAACAGGAGUUUUCUUGAUGUGUAAAUUGGUUUCUUUCCCACCUUUUCAGGAUUUUAGAAUAAAAACAAUUCACCUUUUAUCAGUCCAGAAAUGAGGUGUUUCAUCUAAUGUUAUAUAUUUCAGUCUUUGUAUUAGUAAAUAUUGAGCCAGUGCAGUUUUGCCAAUUUCAGUACGUUUGUGCUAAAUCUAUCCAACAUUAUCACCAAAUGCUUAGUUUGUUUUGACUCGUGUGUUGGUAGCAAUCUUGUUUUAUGAGAAUGUCCACCUUCAUUUUAAAUAUUAACAAGUUAGAUUUGCAAGGUGACAAGGGAGAUAUCCAUUUUUUUCAUUUGUACAUUAUUUGUUGUCCCAAUACUGUAUACAAUAAAUAUAGUUUGAUAUUCA
Molecule: messenger RNA, 1614 nt
Organism: Micropterus salmoides (largemouth bass)
Lineage: Eukaryota; Metazoa; Chordata; Actinopteri; Centrarchiformes; Centrarchidae
Gene: sumo3b
Product: small ubiquitin like modifier 3b
Exons: 4
Coding region: 137-424 (95 amino acids)
Biological process (GO): protein sumoylation
Cellular component (GO): nucleus
Molecular function (GO): ubiquitin-like protein ligase binding; protein tag activity
Source: RefSeq, a predicted model, not a curated record